Molecule: messenger RNA, 3793 nt
Organism: Caenorhabditis auriculariae
Lineage: Eukaryota; Metazoa; Nematoda; Chromadorea; Rhabditida; Rhabditidae
Source: the annotation of a GenBank genome assembly
AUGGUUGAAAUCGACAUAAAUAAAGAAAUAGACGACGAUUCGCAAUUUUUGGAUCCUCAAGGCUAUGUGGACAGUAUCACCGACGAAGGUUCCUCAAUUGAGCUUCUAAAUCAUAACCAGUUCCUCUCACAGAACUAGUACCUGAUGUCCUUCACCAGAAGCCCACUCUCGACGAGUUUGAAGAUUGCUGUGUUGUGGUGACUGGUAUCCCCGCAAUUGGAGCUGAGCGAAUCUCCAAACUUCAGGUAUCUUUGCAAUUUUUAGAAAUCUUAUAGAAUCUUUAGGCCGUCUUGACAAAAGUUAUUGAAAAAAUUGACAAACGUGCGAAGCUCUUUGUGCCUACGAAUCCUGAAGGCGGCAGCGUGGUAGUAAAAAAAAGUUGAGAAUCGAAAAAUAAUCAAUAUCUUAAAGGGAGUUCUUUUUACUGAAUGGCCUGAUAAGGAAGUUGCCGAGUUUGCCGUUGCCGGUUUGGAAGGCUAUGCUCUUGACAAGAACCACACCUUCUCUGCAAAACUUUUCUCCGAGGCUAGUAAAAAAUGUUUUAAACGAAGAAAAUUGUUUCUAGAUGCGCAACAUGAAAACUGUGGAUCCCGACUGGAAAACACCAGAGAAAACCGCUUACAAUGACGUGGUAAGUAUCUUGAGAAAAAGUGACUAUCUUUCUUUCUAGUGAAUUCGAUUCUGAGUAGUUUCAUUUAACUAUUUUAAAUAAAUCUUCUUUAAAAAAACUUUUCAUUGGUUUGCUUUUAUGUUUUUCUGAUAAUAAAAAAAAUCAAGUAGUUCCUGAAUUAUAAAUUUUCUAUCCGUAUCUCACGUUCGAAUAGAAAACAAUCAAACUUUAUAAUUUUUCAUUAAUUUAUGAUGAACUCGUGCUCUCUUUAAUAAUCAUGUUUCAGGGAGAUUUAUGGUGGUGGAUGCAGAACGAUCGAUGUCGCGACCAGUUUGCUGUUCAGUACGAUAAGAUCGGAGUUCCUACCGUCAGCGUUUAUUGGCACAUGAAAGGUCAUGAGCCGGAGAUCGCCGGAGAUCCGGCUUCUGUGGCUGAACGAGCGGUUUUAUCCUCAAAAAAAAAAUUCUGAACUCUUUUAUUUAGAACUGGACGGAGUCUGUUUUCACAUGGUCUCCGUACGGUAGCUACAUGGCUACAAUUCACCAGAGAGGUGUAGCCUUGUGGGGAGGUCCGAAAUACGCGAGAUUCCAGCGUUUCGCUCACGAUGCAGUUCAAUUCAUCGAUUUUUCUCCCUGUGAAACGUAUGUUGAUUUUUUCUUUGAUGAGAUAAUGCUAAACCAUUUUUUCAUUAUCUGUUUUACAGUUAUCUGGUCACUUAUGCUGCCCCACAAGACCGUGGACGGUGGUGGGAAGGCGAAGAGGACUGCCUUCGUGUCUGGGAUGUUCGGACCGGAGAACUCAAAAAGUCUUUCUCGCCGUUUGCUCUCACAAAGAGACCUCAACUUCCUUGUUGGCCUUUCUUCAAGUGGGUUUACAUAUAUGUACCAGGAGCAUGUUAUAUUCAAAAUUUUUUUGAAAUAUUUCUUUGCUUUGAAAUAGCGCUACUACAACUAUCCAUCCCUUUUAUUUAGGUGGUCGUUUGAUGAGAAGUUCUUCGCCUGUUUGAAGGCUCCUGAGAAGGACAAGCUGGAGAAGGAAAAGAAGGUUGGUUGAACAAACAUGUUUCUUAUUCACUUUCCAUUAAGAUCGAUGGAAUCUCGGUGUUUGAAACAUCCACCUUCAAUCUCGUUGAUCGGCGACAUGUACUUGUUGAAAACAUAAAACAAUUUGAGUGGUCUCCAACCCAAAAUGUGCUGGCUUAUUAUUCAGAGGUAAGAAUUGAGAUAUCCGAAUGGGAAAGUAGAAGAAGAUUGAUUUCAGUGCACAGAUACUUUGCCAGCCGAGUUUGGACUGAUGCAGGUCCCUCAGCAAACGAAACUUCGUACCGCCCGCAUUCAUAACGUUGCAGAAGCUCAAAUGUUCUGGCAGAAGAGCGGUCGACGGCUCGCGGCAUACACAAUGAGGUUCGUCUGGUUCCGAUAGUCAGACAAAGUUUUGAUUUUGUAGAUACAACAAGAAAACUCUGAAGGAAAGCGGAGAAUUGAAAUACGUAAGUUUAAUCUCCACUAAAUUUCUUUAUUGAAAUUCUUAGGGAGGCUGCUCGUAUCAUGUGGAAAUCUUCGAAAUUGACAAGAAAGACGUUUCUUUGAUGAAUCUUCCACUUCCCGAGCCUUUCAUCAAUUUUGGCUGGGAGCCUCAAGGUUUUCAUUAUUAUCAAUUAUAGUGGUAAUUACUUUUUUUGAAGGCGAUAAGUUUUGCGUUCUCACCGGGAACCAGGCCAAAGCCACUCCUCUCGUUUUCAAGCUGGAAGCCAAUGGUCACGCACCUAAACUGAUGAGCAAGUUGGACGCCGGUGUCCAGUUCAAUGAAGUUUGUUUUCUGAUAUAAUUGAAAACAGACCAGUUUUUGGGAAAACAUUCUAAUCAUCUUAUUUAAACCUUUUCAGGUGAUGUUCGCUCCUCAAGGAGGCUGGUUGGCAGUACUUGCACGACUUUCAACGGGAGGAAAUGUGAUGUUUGUCGACACGACGCUCUCUGAAGCUAAGCGAACAAAUGUUGUCGAGCAUCCUCAGUUCAACAAGGUUUCACAACUGAAUCAUUUGUUAACUAGCUCGAAUUUCUCGAUUAGGGAUAUUGGGAUCCAACUGGGCGCUACUUUGUUACCUGUUCGACUGUGGGCGGGCGCGCCGGCGCCGAUCAUGGAUUCCGUAUUUAUACAUUCCAGGUCUCGUUAGUCUUUAUUUUGCAGUAGUUGUUUUGCUUUUAUAGGGGAGAGAAUUGUGCCGGAAAAACAUGGACCGGUUGUCACAGUUCAAAUGGCGUCCGCGACCGCCAGCCAAACUUUCUGAGCAGAAGCUCAAGGAAAUCAAGAAGAAUCUCAAGAAGACGUCAGCUCGAUUCAUCAAACAAGACGAUGAGGAGAAGUGCCGUGCUAGCCAGGAAGUGGUCGAAAAGAGACGGUUUGUUCUUCAUUUUCUCUCUCAAUCAAUACUAUCUGUUAAAGCGAUCAUGUAUGGAAAUUUGUUCAUUAUUUCGCGCAAAUUUUACGUUUCUAGGCUGAUCUUUUAUUUGACUCCUCAACAGAUUAAAAUGUGUAUGAUAAAUACGAAAAAUGUGUAUGAUAAAUACGAAAAACUAUGGGCCCGCAAUAGUUAAAAAACUUGAGAGGCCUACAUUCGUGAGUUAUUCCUUGUAUGAAAGCGGAGAUGAUUGAGAACAUUCAAUUUAGAUCAUUGCAUGUAGAAAGAAUAUUUCGUAUUAAACUUUAAAAGUUUGUGAAUAACUAAUUUUUUUUUAGUUGAUGAUUUCUGACAAAUAUCCUUUUUUUAAUGCUUAGAAUUGACGUAGGAUCUAUUAAUUUGGUGAGGGCUGCAUGAAGUUUAACCUUCUUAUAAACUACUAGCGGAAAAUGAAAGCCAGAAAAUAAACGACAUGUGUAAAUUUGAAAACCUAAUAAAUAAAUGGUCUCCUAGGAGUUGGUUUUCAAUAAGGCCUUUACCAGCGAAUUGCUAUGCGAAAUAAGGAUCUUUUUCAUUGCAGGAAGAUCAUGAAUACUUUCAACGCGGUGCGAAACAAGAACGCGGCGGUGAUGACUUCGACACGAGACAAGCGCAUUGGCCUGCGUGGCGGCGUCGACACGGACGCCGAGUUGAACACGGACGAUUUCGUUGAGGAAGAGAUUACGAUUGCUUUGAGUACAACUAAAACUCCCGCUCCGUUGAGCGAAGAAGACGAGGCAGAUUAA